Messenger RNA from Aspergillus puulaauensis, 978 nucleotides. RefSeq names its product putative glycerol dehydrogenase (GldB) (gene gldB). Gene Ontology annotation, cellular component: cytosol. The transcript is spliced from 2 exons. The record is from RefSeq and is a predicted model, not a curated record. Gene Ontology annotation, molecular function: aldose reductase (NADPH) activity. NCBI's taxonomy places the organism in Eukaryota, Fungi, Ascomycota, Eurotiomycetes, Eurotiales, Aspergillaceae. The coding region runs from base 1 to 978 and encodes 325 amino acids.
AUGUCGAACGGAAAGACCUUCCAGCUCAGCAACGGUGUCACCAUCCCCGGUGUGGGGUUCGGUACCUUCGCCAGCGAGGGUGCUGAGGGCGAGACCUACCGCGCUGUCACCAAGGCCCUUGAGGUCGGAUACAGGCACCUGGAUUGUGCCUGGUACUACCUCAACGAGGGCGAGGUUGGCGAUGCUCUCCAGGACUUCCUCAAGGCGAACCCCUCCGUCAAGCGCUCCGACAUCUUCAUUUGCACCAAGGUCUGGAACCACCUGCACCGCCCUGAAGACGUCCGCUGGUCGAUCGAUGACUCUCUGAGGAGACUCAAGACCGACUACGUCGACCUUUUCCUCGUCCACUGGCCCAUUGCCGCCGAGAAGGAUGGCCAGGAAAAGCCCAAGAUUGGCGCUGAUGGAAAGUACGUUAUCCUCAAGGACUUGACCGAAGACCCCAAGCCCACAUGGGAGGCCAUGGAGAAGCUGUACGAAGACAAGAAGGCCCGCGCCAUCGGUGUCUCGAACUGGACCAUCGAAGGCCUAGAGAAGCUCUUGAAGUACGCCAAGGUCAAGCCUCACCUCAACCAGAUCGAAGUCCACCCCUUCCUGCCCAACGAGGAGCUGGUGCAGUACUGCUUCAAGAACGGCAUCAUGCCCGAGGCCUACUCCCCUCUGGGAUCCCAGAACCAGGUCCCCACCACCGGCGAGCGCGUCAGCGAGAACGCUACCCUGAACGACAUCGCCAAGAAGGGCGGCAACACCCUCGCCCAGGUCCUGAUUGCCUGGGGUCUGCGCCGCGGCUACGUCGUGCUCCCCAAGAGCUCCAACCCCGCGCGUAUUGAGUCCAACUUCAAGAGCAUUGAGCUCUCCGAUGCCGACUACGCCGCUGUCAACAAGGUCGCUGAGGGCCGUCACUUCCGCUUCGUCAACAUGAAGGACACCUUCGGUUACGACGUGUGGCCUGAGGAGACUGCCAAGAACAUCUCUGCUUAG